AUGAGCGAACAGAACAUAGAUUACGACUUUCCAAUACUUGUAAAGGACGGAUGGUGCAAGCAGGAUGUACUGCUCUUGAUUGCGUUGUUGAAUGAGCAUCGUGGGGAUUUCCGCAAGGUCGGAGAGGUGAUGAAACGUUCAGCUCGUGAAUGUCGCAGAAAAUGGUCAUCCGAUCUAAAGCAUUUGAGCCUAGAUCGUGAAAAAUUGCAUUUUAGUUCAAAAUGUGUGCGGACUACUAAAUCCGAUUACUUAAUCAUUUGGAAAAAUUCUCUUACCGAUCUUUUCGGCACAACUCUGGAAGUCGUGGAUCUCUUUUCUUUGUGA
Molecule: messenger RNA, 324 nt
Organism: Acaulospora morrowiae
Lineage: Eukaryota; Fungi; Glomeromycota; Glomeromycetes; Diversisporales; Acaulosporaceae
Source: the annotation of a GenBank genome assembly